Messenger RNA from Camelus dromedarius (Arabian camel), 2512 nucleotides. It is a transcript of the gene KCNS3, whose product is annotated as potassium voltage-gated channel modifier subfamily S member 3. Bases 560 to 2035 code for a protein of 491 amino acids. The transcript has 5 exons. Gene Ontology annotation, biological process: protein homooligomerization; potassium ion transmembrane transport. The record is from RefSeq and is a predicted model, not a curated record. Lineage: Eukaryota; Metazoa; Chordata; Mammalia; Artiodactyla; Camelidae. Gene Ontology annotation, molecular function: voltage-gated potassium channel activity; protein binding. Gene Ontology annotation, cellular component: membrane; voltage-gated potassium channel complex.
CACGGACCGACGCGGGCCACUCCGCUCUCCUCGCCGCCGCCGCGGCGGGCGCGGGGCCGCGCGGAGACGCCAGAUCCCUGCAGCGCGGGCGGGCGGCGUCGCAGAGCGGAGUCAGCUAGAAGCGCCCGGACUUCUGCAGGUGGAAUCUGUUGUGAUGAUCUUAUCAACCAGCAUUGCUUCUAGUGCAUUCUGGUUUCCAGGAUGGUGCCUGCCCCUAAGCAGAUGUGAAUGAACAGCAGAAGCAGCUUAUGAUUCCUGCAAAUGACACCAGAGCACGUCGGCGGAGGUUUCUCUCUCUCCCAGAUCUGCGAGAGUGAUUUCCCAGUGAUUGCUUCGGCCGGUACAACCAGAGAAUAGGAGUCUUCUCUUCUUUUUGGACCACUAGAUGCCUCUCUGCACCACAGUCUGCAGCGAGGGAAGAAGGGCGGAGCUUCUAGGAUGACGAUGGACAGUCCGCUGGGCAGGAUGAGGGCAGAGAGUGUGACGUCGACACCACAAGGGCGCAGCGUGAACUUCCUCGUCUCCCUUCCCAGCCAGCUCUCGGCCUCCUGUAUCCACCAUGGUGUUUGGUGAGUUUUUCCAUCGCCACGGACAAGACGAGGAACUUGUCAACCUGAACGUGGGGGGCUUUAAGCAGUCCGUCGACCAGAGCACCCUCCUGCGUUUCCCUCACACCAGGCUCGGGAAGCUGCUCACCUGCCACUCGGAGGAGGCUAUCCUGGAGCUGUGUGAUGACUACAGUGUGGCGGACAAAGAGUACUAUUUUGACCGGAACCCGUCCCUGUUCAGAUACGUGCUGAACUUUUAUUACACGGGGAAGCUGCACGUCAUGGAGGAGCUGUGCGUGUUCUCCUUCUGCCAGGAGAUCGAGUACUGGGGCCUCAACGAGCUCUUCCUUGACUCCUGCUGCAGCAGUCGCUACCAGGAGCGCAAGGAGGAAAGCCACGAGAAGGACUGGGACCAGAAGAGCAACGAUGCGAGCACCGACUCCUCCUUUGAAGAGUCGACCCUGUUCGAGAAGGAGCUGGAGAAGUUUGACAAGCUGCGAUUCGGUCAGCUCCGGAAGAAGAUCUGGAUUCGAAUGGAAAACCCGGCCUACUGCCUGUCAGCCAAGCUCAUCGCCAUCUCCUCCUUGAGCGUGGUGCUGGCCUCCAUCGUGGCCAUGUGUGUCCACAGCAUGUCGGAGUUCCAGAACGAGGACGGGGAGGUGGACGACCCCGUGCUGGAAGGCGUGGAGAUCGCGUGCAUCGCCUGGUUCACCGGAGAGCUUGCCGUCCGGCUGGUUGCUGCUCCCUGUCAAAAGAAGUUCUGGAAAAAUCCUCUGAACAUCAUCGACUUCGUCUCCAUUAUCCCCUUUUAUGCCACCCUGGCGGUGGACACCAAGGAGGAAGAGAGCGAGGACAUUGAGAACAUGGGCAAGGUGGUCCAGAUCCUCAGGCUUAUGAGAAUUUUCCGAAUUCUCAAGCUUGCCCGGCACUCGGUGGGACUUCGGUCCCUCGGGGCCACACUGAGGCACAGCUACCACGAAGUUGGGCUGCUGCUCCUCUUCCUGUCGGUGGGCAUCUCCAUCUUUUCUGUGCUUAUCUACUCCGUAGAGAAAGACGACCACUCGUCCAGCCUCACCAGCAUCCCCGUCUGCUGGUGGUGGGCCACCAUCAGCAUGACGACCGUUGGCUAUGGAGACACCCACCCUGUCACCUUGGCCGGGAAGCUUAUUGCCAGCUCGUGCAUCAUCUGUGGCAUCUUGGUGGUGGCCCUUCCGAUCACCAUUAUCUUCAACAAGUUUUCCAAGUACUACCAGAAGCAAAAGGACAUUGAUGUGGACCAGUGUAGUGAGGACCCACCAGAGAAGUGUCAUGAACUCCCUUACUUUAACAUUAGGGACAUCUAUGCCCAGCGGAUGCACGCCUUCAUCACCAGUCUCUCUUCUGUGGGAAUCGUGGUGAGCGAUCCCGAUUCCACGGAUGCUUCAAGCAUUGAAGACAACGAGGAUGUUUGUAACACGGCAUCCUUGGAGAACUGCACAGCAAAAUGAGCAGGGACGUUUGUGCCUGUAUCUUGUGCCCCUUCCCGAUGUUAGGUUAACACAGCUUUAUAAACCUCAAUGGGUUCGUUAAAAUCAUUUAAUUCUCAGGGUGUACUUUUCAGCCAUAGUCGGACAUUUCAUUGCUCUGAAAUGAUAGAAAUGUCUUUAUUUUUCUCAGUGAGGCGAAUUAAAUGCCUUGUUCUGAAAUUUAUUUUUUACAAGAGAGAGUUGUAAUACGAUUUUGGAAAAAAAAAAAAAGGUAAAUGGUAUUGGAUGGGACUUGCUGUGGCUUCUGUAUCAUUCUGUGUUUAUCAUUUACUCACAUUGAGCUAAUUGUAAAUUACUGACAAGUAGAAUCAAAGGCCCAGCUGACUGAAGACUACAUGCAUGUAAGAUCCACAAGUGAGACAAUGCAUGUAAAUCCAUGUUCAUGCUCUAGACAUGGAAUUUAGGAGCCUAAUAAACUGCCUAAUUCAGUACAGAGAA